GUAAUGAAACUCCGCCUACUUGAGUUGACUGAAAAUUCAUAGCAGAAGACGGAAGAUCAUUCAGAGUAGUAACAAUCAUGGCGUCUUCGAAGGUACUGUAUAUGACCGAGCUCCUCCAGGGAAUGCUGAAAAAUGCAAGGCCCGAAGUCACCACGAGGCUUCGGACCCUGCACACAUCCGCAGGUUCCCAGGCUAAGGAAGGAGAAGGACCCCAGGCCAAGCACUUCCCUGUUGUGAAGACACCCAUGUUACCCAAGGAUUCCUUCAAGGGCAAAACUGCCUUCAUCACAGGAGGGGGCACAGGCCUGGGCAAAGGAAUGGCUACCAUGUUGAGUGCUCUUGGUGCAAAUGUGGUCAUUGCUGCUAGGCGACUACCUUUGUUAGAAACAACAGCUGGUGAAAUCACUAACCAGACAGGCAAUCCAGUUUUACCUGUGCAGAUGGAUGUGCGCAAUCCAGAUGCAGUCAAAGCUGCUUUUGAUGCAUGUGAAGCCAAGUUUGGUCUCCCAAACAUAAUCAUUAACAAUGCUGCAGGCAACUUCAUUUCACCCUCAGAGAGACUCAGCGCCAAUGCCUGGAGGACCAUUACAGAUAUAGUGCUCAAUGGAACAGCUUACGUGACUCUAGAGGCUGGCAAGCGGCUUAUCAGUGCAGGCCAAGGUGCUGCAUUUUUGUCCAUUACAACAACAUACACAAGAAGUGGCUCUGGCUUUGUAUCCCCAAGUGCAUCAGCAAAAGCAGGUGUUGAAAACCUGACAAGGUCACUUGCAGCAGAGUGGGGCCGUUAUGGGUUACGUUUCAACUGCAUUGCCCCGGGUCCUAUUGAGACAGAGGGUGCAUUCAGCCGUCUGGACCCAACUGGAUCUUUUACCCAGAUCGCACAUGAACGCAUCCCAGCUGGACGUUUAGGAGAAGUGGAGGAGUUGGCAAACCUAGCAACUUACCUUGUGUCUGAUUAUUCUACUUGGCUGAGUGGAGAGUCUAUUGGAUUUGAUGGAGGAGAAUAUCGCAACAUGGCCGGCCAGUUCAACAUGCUAAGCCAAGUGACACCAGAAAUGUGGGAAAUGAUGGAAAAGAUGAUCCGAGGAAAUAACAAGAAGGAAAAGAAAUAAGAUGAACAUGAUUUGGAAGAACAGAGAAUUUUUUGAGUCUUCUAUUUUUCUUUGCCCAAAGGAUUAUAUGUAUUUGAUCUUUUUAGAGAAAUAUUGAAUUAGCUUUAUUGAUAUGAUUUAAAAAACGUCGACAUUUCCUUAACUUUGUAUAGAGAAAUGGUCUUUGCCACUAGUUUCUUUGCAGGUCAUACAGAUAACAUAUGUAAAUAUGUAUUGAAAUAUUGUGUAAUAAUACAGAAAUGCAUAUGUAUAUAUAUACAUGCUCAAAUGUAAAUGUAGGUAUAUUUUGAUAAAUCUACUUUCAGUUCACCUCUUUCUUCAAACAAAUUCAUACUGCUUCUAUAAUAAAUUGUAAAUCCUUA
Molecule: messenger RNA, 1474 nt
Organism: Penaeus vannamei (Pacific white shrimp)
Lineage: Eukaryota; Metazoa; Arthropoda; Malacostraca; Decapoda; Penaeidae
Product: 2,4-dienoyl-CoA reductase [(3E)-enoyl-CoA-producing], mitochondrial
Biological process (GO): fatty acid beta-oxidation
Cellular component (GO): mitochondrion
Molecular function (GO): 2,4-dienoyl-CoA reductase (NADPH) activity
Source: RefSeq, a predicted model, not a curated record